AUGCACCAGAACUGCAUUCUGCUGAGUGUCGUGAUUGCUCUUCUCUCAAGUUGCAAUGCUCUUUUGGCGACUGCGGACUCCGUUACGAGCAAGGUCGUGAAGGAAAGGGAAACUUCCCCACAAAUCAAGCUGCCGGCCGAUGCUCUUCAUUCCUCGAACAGAUUUUUACGAGGAGUUAAAGUUGUCGAAGACGAUGAAGAAGAGAGAACGUUCGACGAUGAUCAACAAGUACCUUCACCUCUUUAA
Molecule: messenger RNA, 246 nt
Organism: Phytophthora sojae
Lineage: Eukaryota; Oomycota; Peronosporomycetes; Peronosporales; Peronosporaceae
Exons: 1
Coding region: 1-246 (81 amino acids)
Source: RefSeq, a predicted model, not a curated record